AUGUCACAAAGUCUACACAUCGUGAGACCAAACCUCACCAACGCGUUUGGCUCCUUGUCCACAGCUCCAAUCAAUGUCACACUUCAAGCUCCAGCAUUAUUCCAACUAUUAGAAUUCGCUUUACGUGCAGAAGCUGAUAGCAGAGUCAUUGGUACUUUAUUAGGUACUCGUUCAGAUGAUGGUUCAGAAAUUGAAAUCAAAGAUGCCUAUAUAGUGCCACACCAUGAAGAAGGUGAUGAAGUCACCAUUGAAGAAUAUCAACACAGAUCAUUAUAUCAAUUACACAAGAGAGCUAAUCCAAAAGAUUCAAUCUUGGGUUGGUUUUCAUCUAAUCCAACUGUUGAUUCAUUCACUGCUUUAGUCCAUGAUUUCUAUUCAAGAAGUGCUGAUGGUACUUUCCCACAUCCAGCUAUUCAUUUAACUUUAUCAAAAGAUAACCUAAAUGAAGGUGAAUUAUCUUCAAUCCCAACUAUAAAUACCUAUAUUGCAUCACCAGUCGGUGCUGUUGGUGCCACUGCUGCUAAUUUGAAAUUAGACAAAUCAAGUUCAUACUUAUUCACCCCAAUCAGUAACAAAAUUGCCUUUGAUGUUGCUGAAAAUUCAGUCUUGUCAUAUGCUUCAAAUGCUGUUUUCAAUGAAGAAGAUUCUCAAUCAAUUGAAUUAAACAGUACAUCAGUUGAUUUGAAAUUAUUGACUGAACAUUUGAAUAAAAUAGAUUUAAUAAUUGGAAGUACGCUUAAAUAUAUUGAUCAAGUUGAAAAAAAGGAAAUCAAAGGUGAUGAAGUCUUUGGUAAAUUCUUAUUAACAAAUUUGAAAUCUAACUUAAAUUCAAUCAACUUAGAACAAUUAGAAAAACAAUUCAAUUCACAUAUACAAGAUACUUUAAUGGUUGAAUAUUUAGCAAGUUCUGUCAAGACCCAAUUGGAAUUAUCUGCUAAAUUAACAACUUUAAUCUAA
Hansenula anomala is the source of this 957-nucleotide messenger RNA. RefSeq lists its product as uncharacterized. NCBI's taxonomy places the organism in Eukaryota, Fungi, Ascomycota, Saccharomycetes, Phaffomycetales, Wickerhamomycetaceae. Bases 1 to 957 code for a protein of 318 amino acids. Gene Ontology annotation, biological process: translational initiation. The transcript has a single exon. Gene Ontology annotation, cellular component: eukaryotic translation initiation factor 3 complex, eIF3m. Gene Ontology annotation, molecular function: translation initiation factor activity; translation initiation factor binding; metallopeptidase activity. The record is from RefSeq and is a predicted model, not a curated record.